AUGAGAGAUUACGAAGAAAUUGUAUCUUUCCUGGGGGAAUGGGGGCCGUUCCAAAAGACUAUUUUCUUUUUGUUGAGCGCUAGCAGUAUUCCCAAUGGAUACGUGGGGAUGGCUGUGGUUUUCAUCGCCGACGUUCCAUCACACCAUUGUAGGCUCCCCCUUAACUUAAGCAGUGCUGUCUUCGAAUUAAAUCAGUCUAUACCAACUGAGGAGGUGAAAGGAGAAAUCAUCCUCAGCAGGUGUACUCGUUACAAAAACUUGGACGGUUUAGUCCCAGGUUUUGGAAAUGAGACGGAAGCAUGCCUGGACGGCUGGGAGUUCAGCACUGAAAGAUACACGUCCACUAUUGUGUCGGAGUGGAACCUGGUAUGUGAAGAUGCUUGGAAAGCGCCUUUCAGCGUAACAGUAUUUUUCUUCGGUGUGCUGAUAGGAUCUUUUCUAUCUGGACAAAUAUCGGACAGAUAUGGAAGGAAACUCAUUUUCUUUGCCACCCUGGCAUUACAGACCAUUGCUAGUUUAUUGCAAGCUGCCUCAAACAGCUGGGAGUUGUUCUGUGUGUUCUACUUCAUUGUCGGAAUGGGACAGAUUGCUAAUUAUUGUGUUGCCUUCAUUCUUGGGUCUGAGCUCCUCAGCAAGUCUGUUCGUAUUCCAUUUUCCACUCUUGGGAUCAGCAUGUGCUACGCUGUGGGAUAUGCCUGUCUCCCUUUCUUUGCCUACUUUAUACGGGGCUGGAGAAUGUUACUGCUGGCCUUAUCCAUCCCAGGAUUCCUAUAUAUCCCUCUAUGGUGGUACAUCCCAGAGUCUCCUCGCUGGCUGCUGUCUCAGGGGCGUCUGGAGGAGGCUGAGGCCAUAAUUCGGGCUGCUGCCUGCAAGAAUCGGGUCACAGCUCCUGAUGUCAUAUUCAGACAGGAUGACUGCACUAAGCUAAUGGAAACAAAUGACAGUAAGAAGAGUGAACAUCUUUACACAUGGCUUGAUCUCUUUAAAACGACAAACAUAAGGAACAUCACCAUCAUCCAGAUAAUAGUUUGGGUAGUCAUAUCUAUGACAUACUAUGGGCUUUCCCUUAACACUCCCAACAUGAAUGGGGAUCCCUACCUCAACUGCUUCAUCUCUGCAGCUACUGAGUUUGUGGGCUACGGCGCCACCUGGCUGUUCCUGUGCUACAUGUCACGCCGUUUCUCUCUCACCUUCAUGUUGCUGCUCUGUGGAGUCACGUUACUGCUGCUCAAGUUCAUUCCUGAUGAGCUGAACAUCUUGGUCCUUACUCUGGUGAUGACUGGAAAAACUGGCAUUACUGCUGCAUUCUGUUUUGUUUAUAUGUAUGGCACAGAACUCUUUCCUACAGUAGUGCGCAACAUGGGCCUAGGGGCCACAUCCAUGGCCUCCCGCAUUGGUAGUGGUACCUCUCCCUACAUCGCCCACAUCGGAAAAUACAAUAAAAUUAUACCCUAUAUUCUUAUGGGGAGUAUUACUAUUGUUACUGGUAUUUUAAGUCUACUGCUUCCGGAAACAAAAGACGAAGAACUUCCAGAACAUAUCAGUCAAGUGAAACCUCUCAGAUGUACUAAUUAUUUAGUUUUUUUGAACCAUUCCAAAUCCAUGGUGAUGAGGGACUAUGAUGAGAUCACCUCUUUCCUUGGGGAGUGGGGACCAUUUCAGCAGAGCAUAUUCAUCCUGCUCAGUCUCAGCACUGUUCCCAAUGGCUAUGCUGGGAUGUCCAUGGUGUUCCUGGCUGGCACACCACACCAACACUGCAGUCUGCCUUACCUGAACGGGAGCAUGACCAAUCUGAGUGAAGCUCUGUCCAUGGAGGAGGUAAAGGGUCACCUGGACCAGAGCAGGUGCACUCGUUACAAGUGGCUCAACAGCACCGGGAAACCAUUUGGAAAUGAGACUGAGAGUUGCAUGGAUGGCUGGGAUUACAGCACAGAGCAGUAUGUCUCCACUAUAGUGACUGAGGUAAGAAUGUUGCUUCUGAGCUGGAUCAACUGGAUGCUAUCAGCUGCAUAA
Molecule: messenger RNA, 2013 nt
Organism: Megalops cyprinoides (Indo-Pacific tarpon)
Lineage: Eukaryota; Metazoa; Chordata; Actinopteri; Elopiformes; Megalopidae
Product: solute carrier family 22 member 4-like
Exons: 10
Coding region: 1-2013 (670 amino acids)
Biological process (GO): transmembrane transport
Cellular component (GO): membrane
Molecular function (GO): transmembrane transporter activity
Source: RefSeq, a predicted model, not a curated record